UCGACCCCCGAAGGAGGGGAAUCGGAUUCAGAGCGGCCGGAGUUAGGUAUUGACUGUAGAGCAAGAAAGUGUCAGCAAGCUGAAGUUCGUCUUGGUGUCUUUACACUUUUUUGAACAUUUCUUGGACACGUCCAUCAAACCAUCUCCUUCAUUUUCCCUCGAGAUUCCUCUGUGUUAGUUCAAUCUUGUUCGCUUUAUCUCUCUAGGCAGCUUAUAUACGCUUCGUUACGGUAAUGGGUUAAGUCAACAUCAGUACAGACGCAGAACCCUUCAAAGGUUAUCAAUUUUCACUCCCAACAACAAAUUGUCAGACCCCUUUUUUCGAGAUUUUCUGGGGUUGUCUGUUUUUGUUCAGUUUGAGUGCUUUCUGGGUCUUUUAGGAGAGAGAGAAAGAGGGAGAAAGCAAGAAAUGUCCAUGGAUUCUCAGGUCUUGGUGGCGCUUGCUCUUUCCCUUGUGGGUGGAUUGAGUACUUCUAUUGGUGCAUUGUUUGUAAUUCUUAAUCCAGCUCCAAAUCUGAAGAUGCUUGGGCUUUUACAGGGUUUUGCUGCAGGGCUAAUGUUGAGCAUAUCAUUUCUAGAUCUGGCCCAUAAUGCUAUGAACUCAAUAGGGUUCUUAAAAGGCAACCUUUGGUUUUUUGCUGGUGUUGUAUUCUUUGCUAUCAUUGCAAAUUUUAUACCAGAACCAACAAUUGCUCCCAGUUCAAAUGUGAAAAACAAAAAGAAAAAUGAUGAUGAGAAGGACGUAAUGAAAAAGCAUCGUCGCCAGGUUUUAUUUAGUGGGAUUAUUACAGCAAUAGGCAUAAGCUUGCAUAAUUUUCCAGAAGGAAUGGCUGUUUUCCUUGGAUCCAUUAAGGGCCUUCGUGUUGGUCUUAAUUUGGCCUUGGCCAUUGCUUUGCAUAACAUCCCAGAGGGUGUUGCUGUUGCACUUCCUGUUUAUUUUGCUACACAAAGCAAGUGGCAGGCAUUCAAAUUGGCAACGCUUUCUGGUUUUGCAGAGCCUCUUGGUGUUGUUAUUGUUGCCUAUCUAUUUCCAAGCAGCUUAAGUCCUGAAAUUCUUGAGGGCUUACUAGGAUCUGUUGGUGGAGUGAUGGCUUUUCUAACUCUGCAUGAAAUGCUACCACUGGCAUUUGAUUAUGCUGGGCAGAAGCAAGCUGUCAAAGCUGUGUUCCUUGGAAUGGCUUUCAUGUCUGCAAGCCUUUAUUUCCUCGAGAUCAGCUUACCGGAGGAGAUGAGCCUGUAAAAACGAUUUGGCUUUUAUCAACAGAAGGGUAUUGCAAAACGGUGAGACUUGAUGCCUUAAUUUGCUCAUGAGGCAUGACAGUAAUAACCAUUGAUCUUUAGUCAAAAUUAAACGGCAAUCUUCAGAGGAAGGCUAGAAGGUCAGCCUGUAUGUGUCAAACGCCAUUUAUUCCUAUCACAAAUUGAGGUUGAAAAACCAUAGGGGAAAACAGAUCAAUGGAUCAUGUAUCUUAAACGAAAACCCGGUUAUAUAGGUUGCCAUGCUUGUUAAACCUCAUUUAUUUUCUCUAGCAAAAUGAAAAUAGAACAGAAAAAUGUUAAAGCAGAUUUCUGGAUCUUUUAUGUUCAUUGAACAUCUAGCCAUUGAGAUUGAAGCAUGUACUCCCUACUCGUUUAUGUUCUUUUGUCUGCUUUAUGUUUCUGUUUCUUCCCCCUGGCUUUUAUCUAGAACAUCAUUGUAAUUCCUUGAAAGUUACCUUCUACAAGACAUGGGAAACAAAAAUCUCAUCAGCAGAUUCAUGGGAUUAAAGCUGUCUAGUCCCA
This is a messenger RNA of Rubroshorea leprosula, 1782 nucleotides long. NCBI's taxonomy places the organism in Eukaryota, Viridiplantae, Streptophyta, Magnoliopsida, Malvales, Dipterocarpaceae. The record is from the annotation of a GenBank genome assembly.